Apis cerana (Asiatic honeybee) is the source of this 7853-nucleotide messenger RNA. RefSeq names its product disks large 1 tumor suppressor protein. NCBI's taxonomy places the organism in Eukaryota, Metazoa, Arthropoda, Insecta, Hymenoptera, Apidae. The record is from RefSeq and is a predicted model, not a curated record. Gene Ontology annotation, molecular function: protein binding.
UUUAGUAUCCUGGGGAUAAUAACGAAACGAAUCAUUCUCGCAUAAAGAAAUGCAUCAUAAAUCGGAUAGUUGAAGGACUUCCUAUAAUCCUGAAUGUUCGUUGACCUCUCGUAGAGAUACAGUGAAAACGACUGCUCUUUCGUAGCACGUGCCAGCUAACGCGGCAUCUCCCUAUGUACGGUUUACCGAUCGAUAAAAAGAAUUUCAGAAGCGCUUCGUAUUUCUGAAACGUAGAGCUCUUUCACGUUCGUUUUUGACACUUACUGAUCCAAUCGAUAUAAUUUCGUACAUUGACGAUACUUUCUUUUUUUUUUUUUUUUCUUCUAUCUAAAAACUACUACUGGAAUAUAAGAUUCAAAUAUCGAAUACAAGAUUCGCAAUAUCUCUUUUUCAAUGAAUAUUUUGUCGUAAUAAAAAUCCUAGAUGUAUCCAUAUAAUAUCCUUCUGUUCUUCUGUGAAGAAAAAAUGACCACAAUCAUUUUUAUUACGCGAAUCCCUCGAACAAUUUAAUUUGAGAAAAGAUCACGUCAUCGAUCAGUUCGAGUUUCUUGAUUCUUUUGCACGUUUCAGCAUUUUGUAUGUUCAAUACUAGAUCCUCAACAAUUUCGAAUCAAUCUAUUUUCGUCUAUGAAAAAUACUCGUAUUCCUUUCCCGAUCUUCUCUUUCUCAGUUGCGAGAAUAGAGAAAGAGAAUACUUAAUUGCAGAGAGGGCACGUUGCUCGCAAUUGAAUUUAUCCUUUUAUUAUCUCUCCGUUAUUUAGAAAUCGUGGCGAUUCGUUAUCAAUUCGUCACGAUUUCGGCUCGCAUUGGAUUCAUCCAUCUUUGAGCUUGAUGUUCGAGGGAAAGGAAGGAAAAGAAGAAAAGAUACAAAUAUCUUUUCGCGCUUCUCCAGGCCCGUAAGACGAUACGCGCGCGCGACACCGAGCCAACCAACGAAGCCGAUAGUUUUCAAUUUCUGCGGUGCAGGCGCUUCGUAGGCAAAGACGAGGAGAGAGUCAAGGAUGGUUUAUGGGUCGGUGAUUCGCUUACCCCGGCAACCCACCAAGCUUUUAUGCAUGCCGAUGUAUGUACAUUUUAUAUUCUCCGGCUCCGUUUCUGCCCGUAAAGCCUCGUUUCCAACGGCGCGCAACGUUUCGUCGGUGAAUGCGCCCCGAAACCUCGAAAAAGGGUCGAUUUUAAUAGGAUGUCGGCCACGAAGAGGGGCCGGUCGGUUCACUUUGCCCACCCGUUGUCGAAAAGACCGUGAAAGGAAGUGGAGGAACGCGUUUGAAGACAAAUAAACGCGGCUGCUUCUGUGCCGGAUGCGCGCGGCAUUUAAAGGGGGCACGAGCGUAAAAGCGGUUGAUUCGAAGAGGGUAUAAAAUUCGUUUCUUGUUCCUUUGGAUUAAUUCUGCGUACGUGCUCGACACCUCGUCGCGGGUACUUAUUUUCGGUGCGUUUAAUAUGGAAAAUUAGAGGUUAGGAUUUUUCCAUAUUCCGUACUUACACGGAACGGAUAUUUUAUUCAUGUUUCCACGUCAUGUUUUCCGCCAACUUUUCAUAUUUUCAACGUCUUUCGUUGCUCUCUGAUAUUCGUAUAAACUCGAUCAUGAUAAUGGAAGCGUAGCCCGAAGGCGUACGUACACGUUUGAAUAUCGUACAAUUGCGUUUAACGUUGAAGCAAAAGGGGGGAAAACAUUUGAUCCGAGUAAUUCCGUGCAAUUCGAAAUAAUUAAUUUACAUUUGUAUAUUUCGUAGUCAUGUGUUAGGUAUCUACUUAAUUAAUAGCGCGAUAGUGUUUGAUAAAGCGGGAAAUAUUUGAUAAAGUGAGAAAAUUUUUCGAGAUAUAUAACCCUUAAAUAUAAAUAAUCUCUCUUCUCCUCUCUUCCACCGGUCGCAUGCAUAUUUUUAAUUUAUUUCCUCGGUUUAAUUCCCGCAUGUACGAGCACGCGGCUCAUUUAUGGACGACGCUUUGCUGUGGCUUCUAGCCAGUAAAUUCGUAGGAGGUUGGUGUGCGUGCAGGUAAGCGUGAUGUAUGCGAAACGGAGACGAUAUAGGACGAAAGGGGAGACAACGUGACUGAUAAUGAGAGUAAUGAAUAGGAAGUGGGCCGAAAGCUUAUGUACUUACACUUCUCGUGGGGAUGUGCUCGCCGUUUUGCGGAAACCGGCUAUUUAAUCACGUCUCGUGGUUCUCUUGCCAUGCCGGCUAUCGAUGCUCUAAACAAUAUCUCAUGUUUCUUUUUUUUCUCAAAAACCAUUAUUCCAUUAAUUUUUAAGAUUCACUUCAAAUAAUUGUUCCACGAUGUACUUCCACGCGUCAUCGAAUUGCGAAUUAAACGAUCCGAUAAAAGUUUCGCAUUUGAUUAGAAGUUAAAUGGGUUAAAAGGUGCCUCUGUCAACGCGUUAAAUAUUUUCAAUUAUUCAAAUAUCGUUGGGAGAAUGGGUUAUCUUCUUUUUACUCCAAUUUCGCUCCCAUUAAGCGCGAUGAACUUCGAAUAGAGAUAGGAAAAAAAGGUUUGGCCGUGCCAAAAAAGAGGAGAUAGCGGGAGGAGACGCGUUUACGAUCGAUAAGAGGGCAAAGGUCGAACAAUCGCGUGCAAGUUCGAUGGCAAUCACCGAUAAUGAAUCCGCCCAGACACUGUAGACAAUGCUCAGGAUUAAAAUAUACCGGAAGGCGAAGGGUAGUGUAUAGGGCAACGUUAAAUUGGAUUCUGGUAGUAGCUUUAGAAAUACCUAUUCGCAGCUGCACCUGCACGCCGUCUGGGGAAGUUCCGCCGAAACAAUUCGGUGGCUUCCGGUUGGUAUACAUAGAGUUGGUAGAUAUUUCACGGUAUUGGUUUCUGUCAUGAAACCGUUGACUCAGGCUAGGAUCGUUAACGUUAGUUCGCAUGGACUAUGCCUUUCGGAUUUUCUCAUUGUUUCAACGUUCUAUUUCCUCUCACUUCCCUUCGUAUAAAGUUAUCAGACAUUAUCCUUUGAAACGAUGAUGCCUUCUAUGUCCUGAUUUUAAUGCAACCAACCCGGUAUCCGUAUAAUCCUAAUAUUUCCUAAUAAUUUAUUUUUGAUGAACGAAACGUCGAUGAAUAGAAUUCGAAGCGACACGUCUUCCUCAUUUCUGGUUUAAUAAACAAAUUUCGCCGGGUGAAAAGAAGUAAACUUUAUAUAUCUACUAUAUGCAUAUCAUAUGCAUAUCAUAAUGAAUCGUACGAACAGAACGCACAUACAAAUCUUCGCGUGACGAAGAUUCUAUUUUAGUUUGCAAGAAAAUUAAUAUUUUCCAUAUUCUCGAUGUAUACUCGUGCGAACCACACAUCGGUACAAAUCACUUCGAAUAAAGAAUGAGUUCCGGGGAUAUCGCCAUAUUCGAGAUCGUAUUGUAUUUUUAAAAAUGUAAUGUUCGCUCGAAGCGAACGAAUGAAACGAUAAAGCAUAUACGUACAACAUUGCUAAUUGAUCAUUGAAAUGUUAAACGGAAUCUCGUGCGUCAUGAAUUAAUCCUUCCGAGAAUAAUUCAUUUCCGUUGUUCCGUCCAACUUUUAUUUCGCCCGGUUUAACGAAAAUACAGUUUAACCAAUAUUAAAUUAUAUCGAUACACACUCGAGCGCGAUUUACCUCCAUUGAGUCAAGUUCACGCUCUCUUACUACAAUCCUUAGGAAUUCUCGAUCGAGGAAAUCGGUUAUGAUUUGAUCGAUACUUGCCCGAUUUACGCGUAACUCGUCUAAUCGCGAAAUUAUAAUCGAGUUUUGUAAUUUAAUUGCAUGGUAAUUUUCGUGCUUGCUAGAUUGUUCCUCGUGAUAUCCUCGUGGUUUAUCCUUCCUCUGCGGUCCCAAUUGAUCCGAUCCACUGUGAUUUCAUUUUACACCAGUCGAUGCAGCGAUCGAACAUUGCACACCGGUGGGUUUCGUCGUAUACUGGUCGGUAUCAGUCACAGCUCUUCUAUCUUUGGAUAUAUCUUACUAAUUAACGUGAAAGCGGAUGCGAGCAAUAGCUAACUUGCCAGGUUAACAUUGUUCGGCUUAUACAUUGGCGUGGUGCAUAAAUCAUUUGGAGCUUAACCAAAACACAAUGGCUCAAUAAGAACGUUAUGGAAUUUCGUAAUGGGUCUUCUAUACCUAUCGCCGAUAAAUUGAAACAAAUAUCUAUUAAAAAUUUAUCGUGUAUAUCGUUAUAAAAAAGAAACAGAAAACGAAUUCUUUUUCUUUCGUACGUGAUGAUUAAACAUGGACAUUUUUUUUUUAAUUUUUGCACGAUUAACGCAAUAUAUAAAUAAUGAAUUGAUAAAUAGUUUACGAGGUAGUAUCAUCUUCAUUUGAUAACAUUUCACUGAUUGGUAAUAACGAGUUUUGUUCGUUACGUCGAAAUGUUUGGAAAUAGGUAAAAUGAAACGCGUUCGACGAUCGCUAGAUUCGAUGAUGAGGAAAGAAAUUGAUAGCAAUUAUUCACAAUUAAUAUACGGUGUUCAUCGUCGAGAAGUAUAAAUUGAUAAAAUUAUUCGUAUCGUAGGUAUCAUACGUGCCGCGUUAUGGUCAUAAAGCUAAUUGUGUCCUGGGGAAUGUGCAUACAAAUGGAGAUUCACAGUAAUGAAUUUCAAUAAUUAACAAAUCAUUUUGUCCAAGAUUCCUCGACUGUUGCAUUCGUGUUCUCGACGAGGAUCGAAUUUCGCGAAGAAUGAUAUAUCUUUUUAUUGCCUCUUACCGAAAUUUUAUUAUCUUCAAAUUGUUCAUCGCGUUAAAUUCAAAAGGAUGGAUUAAAAUCCGGAUGGGAAAAGGAAAAAGCGUUAUUAGCUCGCCAAUAUUAAAGAGUUAAACGAUGCUUAAGUCUUGGCUUUAACGAGCGAUUCUGUUGCCAGCUGAUAUCCGAUAGAUCGGAUCUGGCGAUCACAUUGACUGUUGUUGUGAUGUCGCGUGAUAUCGAUUCGAAAUGUAUGUCGAAAUCGCACGUCUGUCUUUGGAAUUAUGCCGUCUACGCUCGCAUAUAGAGAUGCCAUUCUUAAUCGUUUCAAAUUGACUUAAAUAUCAAAAAUUUAAAUACAAUUUGAAAGUUUACGAGUUUCGUUUCUGUUUGAUAAAUUGAUACUGGAACUGAUAAAGCAGAUGAAGAGAGUUUUUCGAAAACUCGCGUGUUAAUGGCUCUUUAUUUAAAUAUAUACGUAUCGAUACGAUUCAGUUGUGAAAACGACGAAUAUGAUAUAAUAUUGAAAGAUACACGUUCCCGUGCAAUUACGUAUGCGUUAUUACGCAAGUUAUAUUCGAGCAAAUAUUGAUUCGCGUACGCAUAUUUAUACAAUAUUCUAAUAGCUAGCGGAAAUUUUAUACGUCGCAUUUAUUAGAGACUAAAUUCUACCUGAUUCUCGAUUCUGACGUAAUUCUCACUUUAACAUUCGUAGAAACUUGAGAAUAUAUCGCAACUCGAAGAUAGUUUUACGUUACUUUUAAAAAUUGCAGAAAUUCUUCAUUUUGAACGUCUCUUCUAAAUUUUGGCUGGGAAGAUCGAUUGAUAUAUUUUAGAUAUUAUCGAGAUAAUAUUAUCGCAAUCGAAACGACGUUGAUAUUUAAUGGGUAGUAUUUACAAAAAAAGAAAAAAGGAAAAACUUAAAUAGAAUGGAUCUCGUUAUUUUUCAAACAACCUUAGUAUACGUGUGUGUAAAACACUCGAACGAACACGCGUCUAUAAAUGUUGUCUGCAUGUGGGGCACACGGAGGGACGUUCACACGCGUGGGUAUAUCUUUACAGUGGAUACACAGUGUGUAACAAACUUGUUCACACACAGCAAUGGACGCUUACCAUCACACAGAGAGACGAUACGUAUAGACACGAUUCUUCUAAUGUGGGCCGUCGCCGAGAAUGUUAAAUUUAGGGUAUGUUCGAGCAGUCGAUUCUCGAAUGGUGCCCACGCACGUCGCAGGUGCUUUUAUCGAAAGUUCGAUUCAGCUUUUCGCUGAAAUCAAAGUUUUCGAGCGUCGUUUUCCCGUGUUUUGUUCCGGUCAGCCCUUUUCUUUUCUUUUUCUUCUUUUUUUCGUCGAAUCGCCGCCGCAGAUCUCCGAGUGCAAACUCGCGAAAAACGCGACCUGUUCACAAACAAUUUCGCGUGUCACGUGUCGUUGAACCGCCACCACGUGUAGUAGAGGCGUGACAAUACAAAUAAAUAGGAAGCAUGCUGGCAAAAUGCCAGCACGCGCCAUUAUGGAUUCUGAAAUUGGAAAUAUAUAUCCCAAUCGCGGUAAAUAAUCGAGAAUCAUGGAAUGAUCAUUCGCAGAUGGCGAGAAAGUUGGAAUAGAAAGCAGCAACGGUUCACUGUAGAACAAUUAUAAUCGUGAGAGGCAUAGGUAAAGAAAUGAUAAGUUAAAAAUUGGAGUUGUAAUGGAAAAUUUGUGAUUCAAAAGAAGAUCCAGAGGAGAAGAUACAGAGGAUUAAGAUUCGUUUAAGAAUUAAGAUUUCGUUCAAGAGAGAAGCACGACGAGAUAUAUUGUCAGAAAAGAAAUUAGAACUUAUUAUAGUUAUUGGCAGUAUAGAAAUAAAUCGAGGAAGCAUUGGAUGGAUAUAUAUGUGAUGACGUAACAUGAGUACUGCGAAAAUGUGAUUACUAUAUUGCAAAUACAAUCUCUGCAGAUAUGACGACAUUCGAGGUGUCUCGCGUUGAGAUUUUUUCAGACGUAUCUCGUUGACUCCACUUCGUGUGUCUACGGUCGAUAAUCUCUCGACUUUUCUCUUGCUACAUUUUCAACUCUUUAAUGAGCUCGCAAACAUUGAAAUCUGUGCACGUAUGAUAUUCGAGAGAACUGUGCCAGCCAAGAUUCCAUUAUAAUAAAUAUAAUUUUAUAAAGAAAUAUUUUAUUUCGAUAUUUCUGAAGUUAAAAAUAAUUGGCACAAAAAUCGUGGAUUAAUUCGUAAUUUGUAACGAAAUUUUCUGAAGAAGUGAGAAGGAUAUUUUUCAAAAUUAAUAAUAGAUAACAGGCUGCUUUAUGAUUCAAUAUGUGGUUGCCGGUGAUAUCUAUUUUAUGGACUAUCGUGAAUUUGGUGCAGCGUAAAUUUACGACAAAAAGUGUGAUGUAUUCUACGUUAAACGAAACAACAGGUGAGUGUGAGCAGUUCGUGGGGUGCAACAAGGUGGAAAUCAUCACAGAUUUUGCGCCACGUACCGCACGAAAACACGCAGAGGCUCACAGAGCUCUAGAGCUCCUCGAGGAUUAUCACGCGAAAUUGACGAGGCCUCAGGACAAGCAGCUACGAUUGGCCAUCGAGCGUGUCAUCCGUAUCUUCAAAAGCAGGCUCUUCCAGGCGUUAUUGGGUAAGUGACCACUCCACAACUCUAGCCUAGUACCUUUUCUCUUCUAUGGAAACUUUUAGAAUUACUUUUAGGUAAGUAGAUAUUAAAUAUUAUAUACAGAAUGACCAAAAGCGAGUUACUUAAAUAAUUUUCAAGAAAAAUAUUUGAAACGAAAAAUUGUUCGGUUUAGAGCUAUAUUAUUAGAGCGAUAAAAAGGAAUUUAUUCUUUUUCAAAUAUGAAUUUUUGAAUUUAAACAUUUUCAUGAUCUGAACAUUUUUAAUAAGAUGUUGAAAAAGAAUGGAGUUAAAAAAUAUUUCAAUUUAAAAUUCUGUAUUAUUAAAAUUCGGAAAGAAAAUUUUCUGUUAUUGGAUAUAGUCCCAAAUACAAUCUCUUUUUAAGAAUAUAACUAAGAAAAUAUAUAAAUCGUUCCAAUAAUAGAACAUUCGUAUAAACAAAAGUUUUUUCAUAGUAUUACUAAUAAUAUAUAUAUAUAGUAAGAAUAAAUACAAUAUAGUUUCAACAAUAAGAAAAACGAUUGUAACAAUGGAUUGUAAAAAAUAUAUAAUAAUAUAAGAAUAAAUUAUGAUUAUCAUAAUAAAAAAA